UCCCGCAGGCGCGGGGCAGCCACGGGGCGCGAUCGGUCAGUGCUGCGCGGGGCUCCGCCGCUCGGUCCUGCGCGGGGGUUGCGCGGCUUCGCGCGGCUGCGAGACCGCCGCGUUGCGCGGAGUUCUGAAUAGGAAGCGGCUCGGAAGCAGGAAACUCUGCUGCUGUGAGCAAUGAGCAUCUGUCGCCCCACCACGGGGCUGCCGCGAUGACGGCUGCUUUACUCCGCCGUGAGGUCACGCAGGUGCUGUUUUUGGGCUCAUGCCAUCAUAUCUACCAGGCCCGGGGCCAGGCCUUCAGUGGGGCCAAAUCCCUCCUUCUCCCCUCUCCCCUAUGGACGGGACUUUUAAUGAAACGAGCCUGAGGCCUUCUAAACCUGCAGGAAGCCAGUACCAGCCCUACAUUGGCCUGGCUCUGGCAGUCAGUUCCAACAUCUUCAUUGGAUCCAGCUUCAUCCUGAAGAAGAAGGGCCUCCUGAAGCUGGCCGCCAAAGGAGUUCCCCGUGCUGGGCAUGGUGGGUAUUCCUACUUGAAAGAAUGGCUUUGGUGGGCUGGACUGCUUUCAAUGGGAUUGGGAGAAGCUGCAAACUCUGCUGCUUAUGCCUUCGCACCAGCAACCUUAGUUACCCCUUUGGGUGCACUGAGUGUUCUCAUAAGUGCUAUAUUGUCAUCCUACUUUCUGAAGGAGAAGCUGAAUAUUCAUGGCAAGUUGGGCUGUGUUCUGAGUGCUUUGGGUUCUACAGUCAUGGUUAUUCAUGCCCCAGAGGAGGAGGAGAUCACCUCACUGGAUGAGAUGGAAAUAAAACUGCAAGAUCCAGUGUUUGUUGCGUUUGCUGUUCUCCUAAUAUCUGUUGUCCUCGUGUUGAUUUUCAUUGCGGCUCCACGGAGAGGUCAAACUAAUAUACUGAUCUACGUUUUAAUUUGUUCACUUAUUGGUGCCUUCUCUGUGUCAUCUGUCAAAGGCCUGGGCAUUGCCAUUAAAGAAAUGCUGGAGUGGAAGCCAGUUUAUCAACAUCCCCUGGUUUAUGUUUUGGUGGGAAUCCUAUUGCUCUCAGUCAGCACCCAGAUCAAUUAUCUCAACAAAGCACUGGACACAUUUAACACAUCUCUAGUGACACCUAUUUAUUACGUGUGUUUCACCACGACAGUGGUGACGUGUUCCAUCAUCCUGUUCAAGGAAUGGAGUAGUAUGGACCUGGAUGACAUCCUUGGGACCCUCAGUGGAUUCUCCAGUAUAAUAAUUGGAAUUUUUCUAUUACAUGCUUUCAAAAACAUAGAUAUCACCUGGAGCCAGUUGAUGUCCAGUGUUACAAAAGAAUCAUCAUUGCCACACUGCGAGUAUGAAACCUCUCACACUUUACUGGAAAGCAUGGAAGACCCAGCUGUGUUAUAUGGGGAAGACAAUGUUUUAUUCAGCCAAUGAAGCUCUCAAGUGACAGUUUCUUGUUCCACUGUCAUGAACUACAGACUUACCUGUAUCUACCAGACCGCUCUUCGUCACUGCUAUCCUCUGGAAAACUGCCUGUAAAGGCACACUCCUCUGUGUGCCAGAUGUUGGUAAUAAUGAAUUAAAAUGUUCAAUAAUUGACAUGAGGGACAGAAACCUGGUGGUUAUAAUAUGUCAAGAAGUGAACAAGUUUGUCUAUUUUUUAUGCAACAUCUCCUAUUGGAGAAUUUUAGCAAGAAAGGAUUUUUUCCCACAUCUUGGGCUGUUCAGGGUGAUGCUUGCCAGAGAUUUAGCAAGAGAGCUGGAUUAUUAAAAAUGACUUCUGAUCAGCUGAGAUAUAUAUGCCAAGCAGAAUCUCUUCAUAAAGCAGGCUGUGUAAUGUGCAAGCAGUGGAGUAAAUGUUGACACUUUGGGUUCCAUUGUUCUGUGAACAGAAAGCUCACAAUUCUUCUGUAGGAACAAAAUGGUUGCUACUGCUUGCAGCAUGCUUGCACAUGUGCUUGUGUUGUGCCAAGUUUAAUCCUGAUGCCAAAGCCAUGCACCUCCUUUCUGAAAGGUGUUCAUGAAACUUCUUACUUGUUAAUGACUUUUAUUUUAGUGAGGAUUUAGAAGCUAUGAAAACCUGAGAAGUGGCUCUAGGGAUACUUGAAGUUAUUUCUAAACUGCAAGCAUCUUUUUUCCACUUGAAUAGGUUUGUAAUUGACAUACGUACAGGAGGAAGUAGUAAUUGUACCAAUCACCUAGACAUUAUUUCUAAAUCCUUGAUUAGAUGAAGCAGGAAUUCUGUAUUUCCUACUGGACCUGCUUAUCUACUUUUAUGUGUAAAUAACAUCUACUAGGAAAAUAAUGUUAUUUUCUUGCAAUAUCAGAAAAUCAAAGUUGAUGCUUAUUUCCAUGGUGUACAAGAACUCAAAAAUGUUACAAAGUAAAUUAUUAUCUUUUGUAUAAAAGCUUUUGCUAGAAGAGAUAUUAUUUUUGAAACUGUUCAUAUUUAGUAAAUGAUUUGGAAUAAGUUUAGUUUUUACUGAAAUUAUGCUAUUAUUUUUCUUGUAAUAAAUUAUACAUGGUUUAUGUAUUAAAUGACUGGUGUUUUGUAAGCAUGCGAGAAAAAAGAGAGUAAUCCAAGUUUGCAAUCAGCAAUAAAAUCAGUUUUAGUAGCACAUCCUGUGCACACACACAGAUUCAAGAUUAAAGAUGUCUGGAUGAAGUCCCUGCAGUUCAUGUGAAUCUGGCUUGAUCGUGACCUUCUUUUAGUAGCUUUGACUUCUGAUUUUUUUCCGAUAGGAAAGAAAAUGUUGUACUCUCUUAGAAAGGCCACAUGUGAAACUACCUUUAAAUAAAAAACCUGCAGUAUUCUGAUGCAGGUGGAAGGCAGAAUAUGGGGAGACCGAGAGGUUUUGGUGUCUUACAGAGUGACUCAAUUUUUUGGAUGUGUUAUUUUCACCCUUAUGUUCUACAGAAAACAUCAGCAAGGAGCAUUUAAUACUGAUGAUAACAUUAGCUGCCAGAAGACAAGGAUUUUGAGGAAUAAGAUUGGUAGGCAAAUGAAAUGUCUUCCCUUCUGAACUAGGGAAGGAAAACCAAAGCUGAAUAUUAGGGAGUUUUUUGUUGUGCUCAUGUUUUAUGGACAGUAUUUCAGUGAACUUUCAACAAAAUGGCAGCAAAAUGAAAGCUAUUUUUUAAAGUAAUCUGAAAUUUUUGGAAAGAAGGUAGAAUGGUUAACAACUGCAACAAAGGAAACCUUAAAGGCAAUACAUCACUAACCAAAUUAGGGCUUUUAAAGGCAGAAAUGGAACCAUCUUGGUAGUUACUCAUUGCCAUACCAUAACUUGGGACAAACGAGCAAUUAAAUUAAUUACACAGCUGUGCUGAUUAGAUGUAGGUAAAUCAAAAAGACUUGUUACAUGAUCUGCAGGGAAUUUGGAAGGAAGCACAUAGGUCAUUAUUCCCUGUAAGAACUUGCCUCCCCAGCCACACUUAAAACAGCCAUGCCCCAGUCAGGUUUGCUCCCAAAGAAUCCUCAUUCAGAACUUGAAUUUCUUUACUCAUGAUGGUUGUGGCCUGGAGUUCUAUCUUUAAUCAUAUACUCAUGGCAAAUGUCAUCCUCUUACUAUUUAAGUUCCAGCAAAACCAAACCAGCAAAUGCAUUAGGAAACUUUUAAGUGUUUUUCCCAAAACUGACUCCUUUCUGGCAAGUUUCUAAACUGGAUGAGAGGUAGGCAGAAGCCAGGCUGGAUGAUGCAUGAGGAGUGGCACUUAGGUUCGUUUGUUACCUUCUUAUGAAACUUCACUGUGUAGGGGUGGGGAGGGAAAGCUGCUCUCAAAAACAAAUGGCACUGUAGAAAAACUUGCCCAAACAUGUAACACCCAAGUGAUUACUUGCCAGGAGUACUUUUGAGGAUGAAAGUCAUCUCAUGUCUGGAAAUAUGCUCCAGUUUGUCAGCAAUUCAGCUUUUGAUAGAAAAGGGGUACAUCCUAUGGGGUUGCUGCACAGAAGCUAGGAAAACAGCUGCUUUUUUUUUCUCUCACCCACGAUACCAGCUGGCUGGUAGUCUGUUUUAUGAUAUUUGAUGAGGAAACAGUGGCCAAAUUUUUUUGCCAUUGCUAAGCACUCUUAACAUCCCUUCGGAGACACGGUGCUUCCUUCCAAUCUUUACUGGUCUUUUAAUAGAACCAUUUAGUUUGGAAAGUCCCCUAAGAAUAUCAUAUCCAACCAACCACCCUUUAGUACAAACCAUGGGCCUUAGUGCCACAUCUACACACCUCUUUCAUACCUCCAAGGACAGAGACUCCAGCAGUUCUCUAGGCAGGCCAUUUCAAUGCCUAAUCACCCUCUGUAUAAUCAAACACUUCCUGAUAACCAAUCUAAACCUCCCCUGGCACAGCUUGAGACCAUUUACCCACAUCCUAUCAACUUGUCACUGAGAAAAAGAGACCACCAUCCUUCUCACUGCAACCGCCUUUCAGAUAGUUGUACAAAACCAUGAAAUCUCCCUUCAGCCUUCUAUUCUCCAGAUCAAACAGCCUCGUCUGCUCCUCAGAUAUCUUAUUUUCUAUCAAAAAUCUCUUUUGAAAUACUCAAAGGUUUAUCAGGAAAAAAAAAAAACAGCUAGCAGACACAUAUGCCUCUGUUAUCAGUGGCAUGAGUGAUUCUCACUGCUCACCUAUCAUUUCUUUCUCCUUUUUUCUUUUUAUAUGCCUGGGGUUUGAGGUAUGCUAGGAGCCACCACAAAGGCUAAGUUGGCCUGUUGGUCUGUAUAUGGGUGUAGCUUCUCGAGUAAGUAAACAUGCCCUACACACACAACCCUUGCCCUGCCGGACCUUCCUUCUUACUGAUUAAACACUGAUUCCAUUGAUCCUGAAGUACAUUAUAGUGCUUUUUAAUUUAUUUACUGUAAGCCUUGUGACAUCAGCUAUUAAAUUCAUCUGUGUCAGAGUGGUGACAUCAGCCCACUCACAGUUUGCCCAGCCUCCAGAAAGGUGGAAUUCUGAAAAUGAAGGAAUGGUAGGCAAGUAUUACUUUCCAUCUGAGACCAGUG
Molecule: messenger RNA, 4983 nt
Organism: Lagopus muta (rock ptarmigan)
Lineage: Eukaryota; Metazoa; Chordata; Aves; Galliformes; Phasianidae
Gene: NIPAL1
Product: NIPA like domain containing 1
Exons: 6
Coding region: 260-1420 (386 amino acids)
Biological process (GO): magnesium ion transport
Cellular component (GO): membrane
Molecular function (GO): magnesium ion transmembrane transporter activity
Source: RefSeq, a predicted model, not a curated record